Neurospora hispaniola is the source of this 1437-nucleotide messenger RNA. RefSeq names its product Rad9-domain-containing protein. The record is from RefSeq and is a predicted model, not a curated record. The coding region runs from base 1 to 1437 and encodes 478 amino acids. Gene Ontology annotation, cellular component: checkpoint clamp complex. The transcript has 6 exons. Lineage: Eukaryota; Fungi; Ascomycota; Sordariomycetes; Sordariales; Sordariaceae. Gene Ontology annotation, biological process: DNA replication checkpoint signaling; DNA repair; mitotic intra-S DNA damage checkpoint signaling.
AUGGUGAUCUUGAACUUCACGCUCAGCGAGGAGGGCGUGUCUGUUUUCCACGACGCCCUCGCCUGCAUGUACAAGUUCAGUGAUGAUGUUUGCUUGGAAGCAAGAAGGGACAAGCUUACCUUGACUACUCUCAACAUUUCAAAGUCAGCAUACGUUUGCUUCACUUUUGCCGCUAACAGGUUCUUCUCCCGUUACCAUUUCGAGGGAAAUGCCCUGUAUCGAGACAGAUUCUUCUGCCAACUCUACGUCCGGUCCCUCUUGUCCAUCUUUCGGUCUCGCCAAGGUGGUGAUUCUGCACGGGAUAAAGAUGCUUCCAUCGAGCGCUGUGAUGUUGCCAUUGAAGAUGGCCCUGGCAAGAAGAGCCGCUUGAUUGCAAGAAUCUCUUGCAGGAACGGAAUCACCGCGUCUCAUUCUCUACCGUUCGAACCAAAGCCACCAACUCAUGCCAAGUUUGAGAAGGACGAGGCUGGGAAUCGUUGGUCGAUCUCAUCUAGCACACUGCGACAACUCAUGGAUCAUUUCGGUCCGGGUAUUGAAUUGCUUGAUAUCAACACGGAUGACGAUGAUCAUGUUGUGAACUUUACCUGCUUCACGGACAAGGUGCAGAAACGCGGCCCUCAUGGCAAUGAAGCUGUCCUCAAGAAGCCGCUUCACACCAACAUUUCUGUAGAAAUGGCCGAGUUUAACGAGGUUGAAGUCCAAGACAAACUUCACAUCAUCAUUAGUGUCAAGGAUUUCCGAGCCAUUCUCCAACACGCUCAAAUAAUCAGCGGAGAGCUCGCAACCUACUACUCGGAGCCCGGACGCCCGAUGAAAUUAUCUUAUAGUGCGGACGGUAUUCUGUGUGAGUUCAUCCUCAUGACGGUUGGAGAACAGGAUGCCAUGACCCAGAAGCACAAAAGUACCAGGGCAAGGGCUUCAAAGACCCCAAAACCGGGUUCGGGUCCGGGACCAGGUCCUGCGUCAAAGCCUGACGGCUCUGUUGCAAACAAUGAGGCCAAAGACGUUCCAAAGCCAGCGCAGAAGCCUCCUCAACAAAAGACACCGCCACGACCACGACAGACACAAUUUGAAAUUCGACCACCACCCAUACCGCCUCGAACCCCGGUGGCCGCCAAGACUGAUCGAUCUGAUUCGCCGUUAUUCGUUGAGCAAGGCGACGAGGACCGGCAAUGGGAUCCCGUGGAUCGUGAGGAUGAAGAGGAGAUGGACAACGCUAGAGUCGAGUGGAAUGCAACGGGCGAACCGAAUCCGCCGUCCUUGCGAAUUAGCAGUUUACUGGCAAGACCGGCUGUGCCCGGUAAUGAGCCAGACAGACUUACUGGGGGACUCGAGCCAACCCAGCAGCUUUCCGAGGCAUGUAUCAUGUUGUCUCCUAUGUCUAUUCUUUGGCUAACUGGCAACCAGGUUCGGCGCUUUGGUUUAUUUUCCUCUUGA